AUGAAAAACAAAUACUACUAUUCACUAUUGUUAGUCAUAUUGUUGUCAGUCCACUUAUCUAAACAGUCGACAAUUAAUACUGUUGUAGAACGAGGCAACGACUGUCCGGAAAGCCAACCUUGGCCGUGUCGAACACCCAGAAUAUGUUUAUCAUUCGAUUUUAUAUGUGAUGGUGAACCAGAUUGUCCUGAUCUGUAUGAUGAAGAUCCUGAAAUGUGUACUGCAAAAUUAAGGCCGGCACAAGAACAUUUAGCUGGAUUUAUACAUCGAUAUCAAAGUUGGUUAAUACCCGGGUUUUUAGGACGUGGAACACCGGAGGAACUGGCAGCUAAACUUGUCGAAAGUAAGACAGUGUCCGAUUACGCAAUAGCUGCAAGGUUGAACGCAACACAAUUAAACAACCUGAUAAAACUAAUGGAAGGUGUUAAAGCGGGUAAAGAAAUGGAGCUGUUCCUGUUGGGUAUGCCAUUGGGGGCAUGGAGCGAGCUAUACACUCUAUUUCAUCGAAUAUAUAUUAGUGGAUUUCUGGAUAACAUUGAACCAGCUGAAAAUUUUCAAUCUUUAAACAAACAACACAAACAAGAAUUCUGGAGAAAUCAUCUUAAUCAACACGUGAAACGUUAUGUUUAUUAUUAA
Messenger RNA from Trichobilharzia regenti, 636 nucleotides. The record is from the annotation of a GenBank genome assembly. NCBI's taxonomy places the organism in Eukaryota, Metazoa, Platyhelminthes, Trematoda, Strigeidida, Schistosomatidae.